Molecule: messenger RNA, 2364 nt
Organism: Funneliformis geosporum
Lineage: Eukaryota; Fungi; Glomeromycota; Glomeromycetes; Glomerales; Glomeraceae
Source: the annotation of a GenBank genome assembly
AUGGACAUAUCAUUCAGUAGUGAAGUUUGCGUAGAAAGAGCAAGGAAACGCAGAAGAAGUAAUGAAGUUACAAUAAAGGAUGGCGAAAAAGAAAUAAAUAUUCAGGUUAUUGUGCGUUGCAGAGGACGUAUUGAACGUGAAAUCGCCGCAAACGCACCGGUCAUUAUUGAAACGAACUUUCGUGAGGUACAAUUAAAGCAGUCACCGGAAAAAAUACUCAAAACGUAUACAUUCGAUAGAGUUUUUGGACCCGAAGCAGAUCAAGCCAAGAUUUUUGAUCAUAUCGUUGUCCCUAUUUUACAUGAGGUUAAAGCGGGUUACAAUUGCACUCUGUUCGCUUACGGGCAAACUUCAACUGGCAAAACAUACACGAUGGAGGGUAAUUUAGACAUUACGAAUGGUCAAAUGAGUCAACAUGCCGGUAUUAUUCCGCGUACUCUCUUUAACCUUUUUCAGGAUUUAGAAGCAGAAGCCCAAGAUUUCUCAGUCAAGGUUUCUUAUAUUGAAUUAUACAAUGAAGAUCUUAAAGAUCUUCUCUCUUCUAAUGAUGAUACACGAAAGUUGAAGAUUCAGGAUGAAGGAAAUAAAAAAGGCAUACUUAAUGGUCAUGAGGAAAUACUUAUUAAGAAUGCAGCUGAUGGAAUACGAGUUUUGAAGCUUGGGUCCGUUAAACGACAUGCUGCACAAACGAAUUGUAACAAAAAUUCAAGUCGUUCCCAUUCUGUAUUCUUUAUUACAGUGCAUAUCAAAGAAACAAUGGCAGAUGGAGAAGACUUGCUCAAGGUCGGAAAAUUUAAUUUGGUAGAUUUGGCAGGCUCGGAGUGUAUUGGCCGAUCAGGAGCCGAAAAUAACCGUGCAAAAGAAGCUGGAAAUAUAAAUAAAAGUUUACUGACUUUGGGUCGUUGUAUAAAUGCUCUUAACGAACGUUGCUUACAUAUUCCUUUUAGAGAAAGCAAGCUGACUCGCCUUUUGCAAGAUUCUCUUGGAGGAAAAACUAAAACAUGCAUUAUUGCAACAGUAUCUCCCGCAAAAUCAUGUUAUGAUGAGACCGUAUCAACUUUAGAUUAUGCUCACCGAGCAAAGAACAUUCGUAACAAGCCGGUUGCUAAUCAACGCGUCACAAAAAAAGCUUUGAUAAAAGAUUAUAUUAAUAAAAUUGAACGCCUGGAAAUGGACUUGCGAGCUACUCGGGACAAAAAUGGCAUUUUCAUGUCAGAAGAAACACAUAAAUUAUUAGUGAAUGAGAAUAAGAGUCGAAAAGACGAGUGUGAAGAAUUACAGAAACAAAAGGAAGUGCUAACCGAACGAGCUACAAUUGAUCAACAUUAUCGUAAGAAUCUUCAGGAGUUACAGUCUAAAUUUAAUAUUUUUAAGACAAUGAGUAUUGGAUUUGGAUCAACCGUUUCCCGUAAAUUAAAUGAUGCUUAUGAGGAGCGCACAAAGGAAAUAUCGGAGUAUCAUAAAUAUAUUGAUGAACAACUUGAUCGAUUUGAGCAACAGAAAAAUAUGUUUGAGCAAAUUUUUACUAGUGAUAGUAAAGUUGUCACUACCUUUUUUGGUGAAAUAAACAAACUUCGUAAAGGGUUUCAAGAAGCUGCAAUUAAAAAGGACAAGGGAUUACGCGAGGAGUCUGUUACUAUGCUCAAAAGUUUGCAUGAUGAGUUGGCGGGUCAAUCUAUUAAGAUGCAAACUUAUCAUGUCAAGAUUGACGAGGAAAUAUCUACUUUGGUGACUACAACGCAAGAGCAUAUUGAUUCUCAAAACCAGGCCAUUGUUGCUUGUCAAAGUAUUACUGAAGAAGCAGCUAAGAAGGAGACUCUUUACCUCGAGACACAAAAUGAUUUAUUGGAUGAUAUCAUAAAAAAAGAAUGCAAUUUUGCGACAAACUUGAACGAAGAAAUAUUGAACAUUAUCAAAAGAGAACUUAACAAAUAUACCAGUACUCAAAUUGAUAGACUCAAGAAAUCUUAUGAUGAAGCACAUGUUUCAACUCAAAAGAACGGUAUGAAGACAUCCAACACUAAAUAUUUAAACAGCCACAAAUCACAAUAUGCAUCUACAAAGGAGAACCUCGCAUCUCUUAUAAAGGAAAGUAAAAUAGAUUUAUCCGCAAACGUCAAUAAUAUAACGAAAGGAAUGUCCUCACAAUUGGACAAAUAUAAGAUUCUAAUUGAAUCAACAUUGACUUCUUUGGAACGACUAACUGUCUCAGCAAACGAUGAAUCAUCCGAACUUCAUAAACAACUUGUCGAGUUAUUCAAGUCAUUUGCGUCCGAUGUUACUCAAUGCUAUUCUUCUCUUCAAAAUAAAAUGACGAAGUCACAAAUGGAGCUUGAAUCGAGUACACCUCAAGUAACUAAAACA